CCAAGGUAGACUUGCUCCUUAUUAACAGUCGAGACUUCGACGAUAUCUUGAGACGUCAUUUAAAGAGGGAAUGGAACGUGUUACAAGACGCAUUAGUAAACUUCAAUUACUUCAAAUCGUGGAGCGUGGAAUUAAUACGUGAAUGUUGUAUCCUGAGUAGAAUAAAAGAAUAUCAACCUGACGAGGUUCUAUUAGGUGACGGGAAAGGAAUGGUGAAUUAUGUUCAUUUUUUAUUGGAGGGUGAAUGUCGUUUAAUCGAGCAUAUGGUCGUUCGUGAGGAACGUACAGUUUAUGGAGUUCAUUACGAAUUAUAUGACCCUGGAAAGCCCAGCGCACAUAAAGAAAGCUUGGCGUUGUCCAAGGCUUCAGAAAUCGAAGAAAUGGAAUAUGAAUUACAAACAUCCAAAAGUGGUUUAAAUGCUACUCAUAGUGAACAUUUAAUCGAUUAUGCCCAACUCGUACUUUCGUCGAAGCCAGCUGAUAAGAAAAUGGAUUUCGAACGUCAGAGCAUUAUCACAGCAACUUUAUUAGACGUC
This is a messenger RNA of Ceratina calcarata, 536 nucleotides long. RefSeq lists its product as uncharacterized. The annotation marks the transcript as partial. NCBI's taxonomy places the organism in Eukaryota, Metazoa, Arthropoda, Insecta, Hymenoptera, Apidae. The record is from RefSeq and is a predicted model, not a curated record. The transcript has 3 exons.